This is a messenger RNA of Dromiciops gliroides (monito del monte), 657 nucleotides long. RefSeq names its product phospholipase A2 group IIF (gene PLA2G2F). Bases 1 to 657 code for a protein of 218 amino acids. Gene Ontology annotation, biological process: lipid catabolic process; negative regulation of T cell proliferation; arachidonate secretion. Gene Ontology annotation, molecular function: calcium ion binding; phospholipid binding. Lineage: Eukaryota; Metazoa; Chordata; Mammalia; Microbiotheria; Microbiotheriidae. The transcript is spliced from 5 exons. The record is from RefSeq and is a predicted model, not a curated record.
AUGGAAGAUGGGGCUCAGGUCAACCCCAAAGAGUUCAGGAAGAAGGGGCCGGUUAGAUCCUUAUCCUGGAAGACAUCAGUGGAGCAGACUGGACUAUUCUUCUCCAGGGCCACUUUUUUGUGGAAUGCCACCAGGUCCAUCCCGGGCAUCAGGAAGUUAUUCACCAUCACCAUUCUAGCAGGCAGUGUUUUGCCCAUGGUCCAUGGAGGCCUGCUGAACUUGAAAUCGAUGGUAGAGACCAUUACAGGGAGGAGCGCCAUCCUCUCUUUUGUGGGCUACGGCUGCUACUGUGGCCUAGGUGGCCGGGGUCUGCCCAUGGACGAAGUGGACUGGUGCUGUCAUGCCCACGACUGUUGCUACCAGAAGCUGUUUGACCAGGGCUGCCACCCCUUUCUUGAUCGAUACGAAUUUUCCAUCGACAACGAGACCCAGGCCAUCACCUGCAGUGAUAAGAAUGAGACAGAGUGUGACAAGCAGACCUGUGAAUGUGACAAGAGUGUCGUCUUGUGCCUCAACAACCAAAUCUACCAUGAGGAAUUCCGCAAUUACCUCAACAUCUACUGCAAGGGAAACACUCCAUCCUGCAGCAUCUACGACCCUCUGCCAGUGGAGAUUGAGUGUAAACACAUCCCUAAGACGCCACCUCCACCUACCUAA